Molecule: messenger RNA, 1610 nt
Organism: Patella vulgata (common limpet)
Lineage: Eukaryota; Metazoa; Mollusca; Gastropoda; Patellidae
Product: dynein axonemal assembly factor 11
Exons: 1
Coding region: 115-1488 (457 amino acids)
Biological process (GO): outer dynein arm assembly
Cellular component (GO): cytoplasm
Molecular function (GO): protein binding
Source: RefSeq, a predicted model, not a curated record
AUAGCUAUGUAAACAAAUGUUGUUUCUAAGCAGGUUUCGAGCACGAUUGAACCAGUUUUUAACCAGUAAUUCUAGAAGUCGUGGCAAUUGUGUUUUAAUAUCUGAAAAGUAAUCAUGGUUCGAAUUUCUGAAGAUCUAAUUCGUAAGAGAGCAGAACAUAAUAACUGCGAAAUAUCAACUUUAGAGGAAAUUUCGCUACAUCAACAAGAUAUUGAGCGUAUUGAAUAUUUGGACAAAUGGUGUCGUGAUUUGAAGAUUCUAUAUUUACAGAGUAACCUUAUACCCAAGAUAGAAAAUGUUACUCGUUUAAAGAAACUAGAAUACAUCAACUUAGCUCUAAAUAAUGUAGAGAGAAUUGAAAACUUAGAUGGUUGUGAAAGUUUGAAUAAAUUAGACUUGACUGUGAAUUUCAUUGGUGAAUUGACAAGUUUGGAAAGUCUCAAAAAUAAUUAUAAUCUUCGUGAAUUAUUUUUAACAGGAAAUCCAUGCACAGAAUAUGAAGGAUAUAAAGAUUAUGUUUUAGGUACUUUACCGCAAUUACAGUAUUUAGACGGAAGGGAAAUUGAAAAGUCAGAAAGAAUUAAAGCCUGUCAGAAUUAUUCUCUAAUUCGAACAAGAAUUGUUCAGCAACAGUUGGAGCAUAAAGUGAAACGAGAAAAACAAAAAAGGGAAGCGGCAGAGCGUGAAGAAAAACAGAACAAAAAUGAAGAACCAAAAAGUGAGAAAAAAGCUGGAUUUGACGGUCGUUGGUAUACAGACAUGAACAAAGCAGAAAAGGCCGAAAAAGACAAACAAGAUGACGAACAAAAUGAAGAGUUUUGGAAUGAGAAAGUUGAUUUUACUCCAGAAUCGCGAAUAGCAGUUCAUAAACAAGUUCAGAAAAAUAAGGAAAAGAACCAACCUCAAGAAGAAAAAGUAGAAAAGAUUCCAAGACGGUUAUUUUCAAGUGACGGCCGACCGUUAAAUGUUAAUGAAGCUAAGAUAGACUUUAGUCUGACUGAUGAUGACAAUAAUAAUAUUGUUUUAGAUUUAGCUAUAUUUAGACAUAUGGAUACUUCAUUAUUAGAUUGUGAUGUUCAGCCAAAUUAUGUGAAAAUUGUUGUUAAGGAUAAGAUAUUUCAGCUGUGUUUACCAGAAGAAGUUAAAGCAGAUUCUAGUUCUGCGAAACGUUCCCAAACAACCGGUCAUCUAGUCAUUUACAUGCCAAAGGCUGGUGAUGGCAUCAUUUCAACUUUACCAAAAACACCUGUUGAUGAUAGCUUUAAAAAAAAAGAAAAGAAGCCUCCGACAAAAACACAGGAUACAAAAAUUCGAAGAGAGGUUUUAGAAGUUGAUGCCAGCGUACAUAAGUGUGUGAAGAUUGGUGAUAUUGUUAAUGAUAAAAAAGCCACAGUGCCUCCUUUGGGGAGUAGACAAAUAACAAAAUCAAGUGAACGCAAAAACAGUGAAAACUUUAUUGAUGACCCUGAUGUUCCUCCGUUAAUGUGAAUAAAUUUUUACUUUAAUAAUUUUAUCAUCAGAUUCUGAUAUUCAAUUUAACUUUGGGACUGUUUACGGUGCAUUUUUAGAUUUCUACAAACUACAUGUAUAAUAUGUUAAAUCAAUAUAUC